GGGUGGCGUUGGUGUCAUGUUGGGUAUAAAAACCCAAGAAAUGCCUUUUUUUGGGUAUUUUUGUCAGAAAAAGGACCCGGCGCAGUUCCUGCAGGUGCACGGCAGGGCCUGCAAGGUGCAUCUGGACUCGGCCGUGGCGCUGGCAGCUGAGAGCCCCGUUAACAUGAUGCCAUGGCAGGGGGACACCAACAACAUGAUCGACCGCUUUGACGUGAGGGCGCACCUGGAUUACAUCCCCAUGUACACCCCCCCGCUGCUCAACCCCGUUUCCCCCGAGCAGGAAUCUGAUGAGAGGAAAUGCAACUACGAGCGCUACCGUGGGCUGGUGCAGAACGACUUUGCGGGCAUCUCGGAGGAGCAGUGCCUCUACCAGAUCUACAUUGAUGAGCUCUACGGAGGGCUGCAGAAACCCAACGAGGAUGAGAAAAAGAAGUUGGCAGAGAAGAAGGCGUCCAUUGGGUACACGUACGAGGACAGCACCGUGGCUGAGCUGGAGAACGCAGCAGAGAAACGCGGCGAUGAGGAAGACUCCGAGGAAGACAGCAACACGGAUGAAGAUGAGGUGAUCCCUGAUAUCGACGUGGAGGUGGAUGUGGAUGAGCUGAACCAGGAGCAGGUGGCCGACCUCAACAAGCAGGCGACCACCUACGGCAUGGCUGAGGGGGAUUUCGUCCGGAUGCUGAGAAAGGACAAAGAGGAGGCAGAAGCGAUCAAAAAUGCCAAAGCUUUAGAGGAGGAGAAGGCCAUGUACUCGGGCCGCCGCUCACGUCGACAGAGGAGGGAAUUCAGAGAGAAACGCCUCAAAGGGAGAAAAAUCAGCCCCCCGAGCUACGCGCGCAGGGACAGCCCUACAUACGACCCAUACAAACGCUCCCCCUCAGAAUCCACCUCGGAAUCGUGCUCCCGUUCCCGUUCCCCAUCCCCCGGCCACGAGGAGAAGAUCACCUUCAUCACCAGCUUUGGGGGCAGCGAUGAGGAGGCCGCCUCUGCUCAAUCAGCUGCUGGCAUUGCUGGGAAGGCCGGCGCUCCGGGCAAAGCACGUGUGGGGCAGCAGGGCAGCGCCAGCGCAGGUCAUAGCGCCUCGUCCCGGCGCCGCUCUUCGUCCUCCUCCUCCUCGCCAUCCUCCUCCUCGUCCUCCAGCUCCCGCUCCAGCUCCCGCUCGCACCGCGCUGGCCCCUAUUACCGCUGCGGCCGUUACCGCCGCUCCCGCAGCCGCCGCUAUUCCCGCUCGCGCUCCCGCAGCCGUCGUUAUUCCGGAGGGGGGUCCCGCGACAGCCGGCGCCGAUCCCGCUCCUAUUCACCGGACAGGGGGCAUCGCUACGGCUCACGGCGGCGUUCACGGUCCCGCUCCCGUUCCAUUGACCGCCAUCGCCGUGGUGGCCGUUCCAGCCGCCAUUGGAGCAGCAGCAGCGGCAGCGUGUCGCCGACCCCCAGCAGAUCAGCAUCCCCUGUACGAGAGAAAGCAGCCAGACCCACAGCAUCACCCGCCGUGGGGGAGAAACUGAAAAAGGCGGACGCGUCUUCUGCUGGUAAAGAGUCGGGAGCUGCCAAAGUCAGUAAGAAUUGAAGGUCGCCUCUCUUUCAUUCACACCACAGCAGCGCAGCCCGAGGGACGCCGUGGUGGUCCCAUGGGGCUGGGGGAGGGCCGGGACCCCCCCCCCCAAAACAAUGCAUUGUCCCCAUUCCAUCCCAUUAUAUCCCACCCACCCCUUUACCCCCAAUGGGGAUGAGAGCAGCACUGGGUUCUGCUCGUGGGCCCACUGGGUUCUGGGGUGGGGAGAUGCCAAUUGAUGGUGGGGGGGGGGCACAGCAACACCCACCCCCUUAAUAGACCCACAACCCCCACAAUAAACCCACAACCCCCUUAAUAAAUCCCCUACUCAAUAAAAUAAUGGGUAUAUGGGG
Coturnix japonica (Japanese quail) is the source of this 1905-nucleotide messenger RNA. The record is from RefSeq and is a predicted model, not a curated record. Lineage: Eukaryota; Metazoa; Chordata; Aves; Galliformes; Phasianidae.